Molecule: messenger RNA, 1908 nt
Organism: Cylicocyclus nassatus
Lineage: Eukaryota; Metazoa; Nematoda; Chromadorea; Rhabditida; Strongylidae
Source: the annotation of a GenBank genome assembly
GUUUACAGUAUCGAUUGAUCAUAUCACAAGUGAAUGACAGCAGAGCCAGAGGAGAUACCUUCGCCUGAUAUUCGAGCUGAGCUUGAGGAGGCAAGUGAACACAUUAUUCCUUUACAAGCACAAGUGCUUUUGAUUGGAAAUACAUUCAUCACCAGUGAAGAUGCGAAAUGCUCGCUGCACCUCAUGCUAGCAGAAAUUUAUCAAAGAGGAAUUAUCUGGAGCAGAAGGGAAAUAAAGCUUCUACUACACCAUGGAAAUCUAUCUACAUUGCUGGCGCUUGCAGUUUUGUGCAAGUUGCCCAAGCUAGCAUUUACAUGAGCUCAAUGUGGCCAUACUUACGGAAGUUGAAUCCCAAUGCUACUGAGGAGUUUUUCGGAUAUGUAAUUGCAUUUUAUAGUUUUGGGCAACUUUUUUCUGCUCCAGUUUUUGGCUGGUGGAGCAAUCGUAUAGACCAGGUUAGAGUGCCACUUCUAGUUGGGUAUACCUCAAUGUUUGUUGGCAAUUCAUUAUACUUAUGCUUGCAAUUCUUUAAACCAAAUCAGGUCGGAUACGUAAUGAUGUGUUCAAGGCUUAUAGUUGGAAGUGGAACUGGCAACAUGGCUCUAUUUAGAGCGUACGUCUCAGCUGCGUCAUUGAAGGAACACCGAUCUCGCGCCAUAGCUUGUGUAAGUGCGGGAUUUGCCAUCGGUACACUCAUUGGACCAGCACUCCAACUACUUCUCACCCCUCUUGGCCCCGAUGGCAUACGAAUUUUGCCCUUCUUCUACUUGAGUAUGUACAAUGCUCCGGCACUUGUAUCAGCUACGCUGAAUCUUUGUGGAUUUUUGACCAUCAUGUUCUUAUUUCAAGAGAUCUAUCUUGAUAGCAAGUCUACUGCGGAAAAUGGCAGCAGCGAUGAUUCCAAGCCAAGUAUGAUUGCGGCGUCCAUAUGUGUACUGACUCGAUUCAUUCAGAUUUUUUCUACAAAUACUCUCGAAACGAUAGGGUCUGCUUUUUCAAUGCUCAUGUUUUCUUUCAACAAAGAGGAAUCAGUUACUGCCAAUGCAUCAGCUCACCUUGCUGCUGGCAUUAUUGGCGCUAUAUUGUACUUCUUGUUUAUAUUUUUCGAUCUAACGAAAUUACUUCCGUUACGAUUGUCAGCUAUACUUUCGCUUUGCGCCUUUUUUGGAUUGUAUUUCUUUACCUAUCCCUGGCCUUUUCUUCCCAACACAGUUGAGAUCUCGAAUGGAACUGACGCUGGCUGUGAUGCUGAGAGAUUGAACUGGUGUGACGAUCUGCCAGCUGUCUCCCCUUGGAUCUACUACUCUCUUUACGUAUUAGUGUUUGGAGUGGCUAUUUCUAUAAUGAACGUGUCUGUGAUAACAAUUUUCUCCAAAAUCUUUGGAUCUCGCAAACAGGGCACUCAUCAAGGAAUCUAUCAGAUGUCGGGAUCGAUAGGCAGACUGGUAGCUCCUAUUGUUAUUAGUUCACUGUACACCAACUACGGCCCCUCCGCGCCUUGGACUUUGGAAAUGUUCGCACUAUCCAGUGUUGUCUCCUUGUGGAUCGUUUUUCGGAACGAGAUGGUCACAAAGGCAAACAACCGACCAUACAAAGUGUUGCAAAAGCCCUGAUAACAUCGGGGAAAUUCAUUUCAACCACUUUCUCUUCAAGACUGGUAUUCAGAGAUUCUGUGACCAUUCAAUCAUUUUGAAAAUGCAUAUGUUAGUAUUUUCCCGAGAUGUAAGUCCGUCUAUGUAUGCCUAUGUCGUGUUCGUUUACUUUGAGCUGCUUUUCUUCUUUUGUGAAGUGUACAACGAGCUUAACCACGACUGUGAGAUGCCGAGACUGGAGUCGAGUCAUUUCAGUUGUCAUGAGUGUCACUGCACACACUGUCCACCUUUGGCGCUCCAAUUCUGGAUUUUUAGG